Molecule: messenger RNA, 2480 nt
Organism: Rhagoletis pomonella (apple maggot)
Lineage: Eukaryota; Metazoa; Arthropoda; Insecta; Diptera; Tephritidae
Gene: fs(1)K10
Product: DNA-binding protein K10
Exons: 2
Coding region: 248-1333 (361 amino acids)
Source: RefSeq, a predicted model, not a curated record
AACCCAUUUUUUCGUACUCGCUGAUUUUACUCAUUUGAUUCGUCGUAACAUUUGCAGAAAAAGAUAUCUUGUGCUAUAAAAGUUAUUUAAAACUGCAUUUUUAUAAAGAAAAGUUCUUGCAAACUAGAAUCAAAUAUUAUUUGCUGAAGCAGGGAGCUAAAAAAGUACUUUAUGUUUUUCUGAAUUUCAUUUACAGCGUGUAAAAAAAUCAAGGUUUGUUCAAAGAGAGUAGCGUGGAGAAACAAGAAUGGCGAAAAAUUUUCAAAAUGGCAGACCCAUGCACAGGGCCGCUGCUAUGCCGUACAAAAAACCCUUUAAAAAUGUAGGAAACGGCGGUGGUGGACCUGGACGCGGUGGAAACUUCAAUCAAAUGAUGUUCAAUGGAAGUCAAAUUCCUGAUAAUCCCGGUUAUCUGGACUUCAAUAAUCCAUCGCCUGCACUUGGUGGAGGGGGAGGAAAUGGAAUGGGUCAAAUGCAACAAAAAAAGAAAAACAACAAGAACAAACAAAAGGGGAAACCACAAUCACAAUUCCAGCCACCAAGUGGUAAUACACAAAAUCAGCACAAUGGUGGAGGAAACUGGAAUAAAAAUAAAGGAAUGCAAUUUCAGGGCCCAAAUGGGCCAAAUAAUAAUAGAUUCAAUAGCGGCAAUCAGGGUGGUCCGCGUAAUUUUAAUAACGCUGGUCCAAUGCCAAAUGGGCCGAAUCGUGGACGGCGUAUGGGCCCACCACCAGGCCAAGGCCCACGUGGAAAUGCUGCAAUGCCGCCAAUGCCACCACCACACGGAUUCCAGCCACCGAUGAUCCCACCGAUGGGUCGAGGUCCAAUGCCUCCACCAAUGGGCUUACAACCACCACCACCGUUUCUUCGUCGUAGCGGACGUGUUGGUCCUAUACCACCAAUUCCCCCACCAAUGAUCCCACCGCGCAUGCCUCGUGCAUUGCCUCCAGCAGCAUUUAAUAAUGCCGGUAAAAUUAAGAAACCCAACACAAAGAUAGUAAAGAAGGUGGUAAAAGGCAAAAGUACAAUAAAAACACUAAAGAAUCUUGUUAAUCAGUAUCCGAUUGAAAAGCCCUGGGUUACUGAUGAAAUACGCGUUGAGCAUGAUAAGAAAAUUGAUAUUGAAAAUAGGCUCAAAGGCAAUAAAAACGAUGAUUUGUUCGCACAGUUCAAAGUGCAACGAGACAAGUUUGUAUCGAUGUAUGAAACGGCACGUGAGGAAUAUUUAAAAAAGGAGGCGGAGGCUGUAAAGGCAAAGGAUGCUAAAGACAAACAAACAAUUAACAAGACCGCUACAAAGGAAGCAAACAAGAAAGAAGCAAAAGCAAAGUAAAAAAUCUGCGUCAAAUAAUUAGAUUAAUAAUAUUGGUGAAAAUCUGGGCGAGUUUAUUUAAAUUUGCUACUACAGAGAUUUGUAAAUCAGAUUUUAAAGUUAAUUAAUGAACUGUUUGAGUAUUUGACAUUGCAAUGCAAUAAAAAAUAGUAACCAAAUUUUAAAUAAACACAAUAAAACAUAAUUUAACAGAAAUGGUUUAUAUAACUGUCCAUACGUAGUGUAACUUAAUAAACAAAAAUUUGCGAUUUAUAAAAAAAAAAUAGAAAGUUGUAAGCACAUUUCCGAUAUUUUUAUCUAAAAUUUGAGUCAAAUGAAAUUUUUAAAUUAAUUUUUACUCACUUUGCUACACAAUUUAUUGAUACAAAAUUUGUUAUGAAAAUGGCAGUUACAUAUAAUGAACAGAAUUAUAUAUAAAAUCAGUAAAAGUAUGAAAGCAAAUACAGCUUCGACAAAAGAUGUUUGCAUAUGAUCACUUUAUGUCAGUUAUAAAUUGGAUAUUUUCCGCUAAAAUAAUGAAAAUAGAAUUAACAAAACAAGAACUUAAUUUGUAAGCAAAAGCGCAACAUUAUUGCUUCAAUAAAUAUUUUCACUUAUAUUUUGCCGUUUGUCAAUAACAUUGUAUAUUUACUGCAAGUUAAAAGUAAAGUUUUGCAGUAUAUUAUAUAAGUUGAUUUCGAUUAUAUAACAUAACACAAUUAAAGUACAGCUAAUUUGUGUUUGUCAACCAUUUUCUCCGCGUAUAAAUUUUAAAGAAGGAAUGUAACAAGCAUUUGCUGGCAAAAAAUUCCUGACACAUAAAAUUCAACAUUCAAAAGCAAUCUUAGUAAAACUAUAGUAAAUAUUUAAAAUACAUAAAUUGAAAUACAUAUAAAAAUGUUCUCGGCAAAUAAUUCAGAUACGAUUAAAUUGCUUAAUAGUCCUUAAUUUAUCAGUACUAAUUACAAUAAUCAAAGGAUGAAACGCGAUGAGCUUAUCCUGUGCAGAUGGUGCAAAGGAAUAAUGCGAUAAAUGUUAUUUGUUUGUCUUGAGUCAAUUGGAGGGCUGUAUCACAUACUUGUACAUAUGUAUGUACAUAUAUGGCGUUUGAGCGACCAACCUAUUGUUUAUGUUGUACAUAGCUGCAGCAAUAAACUGCCGCUUGCUA